UUCCUAUACAUCAUGGAUGGGUCACAGUCACUGCGCGCUCGCUGCUGUCGAGCCGUUUACAGAUCUGCGACGUUUUCCGGGACAAGCUAAACCGAACCACAAGUGCAGGCUGUGUCCCGUCCUCUGCAUCUCAUAAAAGGAAAUAAUUUAUGAAGAGUCGUCCGAGCUGUUAAGACUGAUUGUGUUUAACACUAGAGAUUGUAUUUCAAUGCAAUAGGAAAACAAGCGAAGUGUUGUGACUGUCGGAGGGUACAACUAAUAUUGUGUCACCCCUGAUAUUCUUGGCUGCUGUCGACAAGUCUAAAGUUCAUCAAUACAGGCUGAACAAAAAACUCACUGACCGAGCUUCAAUGGCAUCCUGUCCAACAACAGUCCCCCACUGCUGUCUCAACAAUGAACUGUGGAAAGCCUCAAGCACUGACUGAAGAAUGGCAAGGUUUAGACGCAAAUCUUGCAUCACAUUAAUUGCUUUGGUAUUGCUUGUGCUCAUAGUAUCGGUUGUGUUGAAGUCGCUGACACCAGAAGACUCUCCGUUCAGCAGCCCUGUUGGUGCGGAGCUGUUCCCGGACAGAAAGGAUGACAAUCAAAUCCAGAAAGAAAACAACAAUAAAGCAGACCAGACCAAAAUAAAUGACUCCGCUCAGUCAGAGAAACUGGAAGCUUCCCUGAGGAAGUUCCCUCCUCCAAACUACUAUCUCCAUGCCUUCUACUACGCAUGGUUUGGGAACCCCCAGUUUGAUGGCAAAUACAUCCACUGGGACCACCCGCAGCUGCCCCACUGGGACGGUAAGGUGGCUCAGGGGUAUCCACAAGGGAGACACGUCCCACCUGAUGACAUCGGGUCCAACUUCUACCCCUCUUUAGGGCCUUACAGCUCUAGGGAUCCCUCCAUUAUAGAGUCUCAUAUGCAGCAGCUGCGCACAGCAGCCAUUGGUGUCAUUGCUGUUUCCUGGUAUCCUCCUAAUAUGAAGGAUGAUAAUGGUGGUCCAACGGAUGACUUUGUGCCUUUGCUGCUGGAAGUGGCACAUAAAUACCAUAUUAAGGUAGCGUUUCACAUUGAACCAUACAAAGAAAGAGAUGAAGCCAACAUGUUCACUAAUGUCAAAUACAUCAUUGAGAAAUACGGAGAGCACCCUGCUUUCUUUAAGUACCGGACAAACAAUGGCAAGCUUCUUCCACUCUUCUAUGUGUAUGACUCAUAUCUGAUGAACUCGGAGCAGUGGGCCAAACUGCUAAAACACACAGAGAGUAACAGCAUUAGGGAUACCCCGUAUGACGCCAUCUUCAUUGCCCUGCUGGUCGAGGAGAAACAUAAGAGGGAUAUCCUGACUUCCGGUUUCGAUGGUAUCUACACCUACUUUGCUACUAAUGGGUUUUCCUAUGGGUCCACUCAGCGGAACUGGGACUCUAUUAAAGCUUUCUGCGAAGAUAACAACCUGAUAUUCAUCCCAAGUGUGGGCCCCGGGUAUAUUGACACGAGUAUUCGACCCUGGAACUUCCAAAACACUCGUAACCGCAUCAACGGCAAAUACUAUGAAACCUCGCUGAGUGCUGCAUUGAAAGCCAGGCCUGAUUUUAUCUCUAUAACAUCUUUUAAUGAAUGGCACGAGGGGACUCAGAUUGAAAUGGCAAUUCCCAAAACAAGUCAGACUGUGUAUCUGGACUACCUGCCCAAUAAACCUGCAAUCUACCUGGAGAUAACCCGCAAAUGGGCUGCGAUAUUUGGUGGCGAGCGACAGAAAUGGCAGGAUUGAUCCGACUAAGAGCCAUAGCAAUGUUUAUUCACGGUUGUAUAAAAUAAUUUAAAUAGAAACUAAAUUAAUUUCUAGUUGCAGAAUGCACAACAAAAUGCAAAUGAUGAAAUAUUGUAUGGGAACAGCCAACUUAAUUUUUAAGCCACAGGCAAGUGAACUAAAUUAUCUGAAUUUUGGCUGCAGUGAUGUAUGUGAUUUUUUUUUUUUUUUUUUUUUUUUUUUACACGAGUGAAUUAUUGUUAAUUUAACUGAUGUCUUAUUUCUUAUGUUUACACAGCCCUGUACAUUUUGGUAUUCCUAACGUAAUCAGCAUGUUUAAUCACAGACUCCAUGGUCUCCACCGUAUCCAGCUAAAUCUUUUAGGCAUGUUUUUCCGUCCUGUAAUCUGUGCCUAUAUUAAACCCCGAUAGAAAUAAAUAAAGUGCGUCCUGGAAAACAAGGAAA
Molecule: messenger RNA, 2198 nt
Organism: Perca fluviatilis (European perch)
Lineage: Eukaryota; Metazoa; Chordata; Actinopteri; Perciformes; Percidae
Gene: manea
Product: mannosidase, endo-alpha
Exons: 5
Coding region: 429-1754 (441 amino acids)
Cellular component (GO): Golgi apparatus
Molecular function (GO): alpha-mannosidase activity
Source: RefSeq, a predicted model, not a curated record